Messenger RNA from Lasiodiplodia theobromae, 1218 nucleotides. RefSeq lists its product as uncharacterized. NCBI's taxonomy places the organism in Eukaryota, Fungi, Ascomycota, Dothideomycetes, Botryosphaeriales, Botryosphaeriaceae. Bases 1 to 1218 code for a protein of 405 amino acids. The record is from RefSeq and is a predicted model, not a curated record. The transcript has a single exon.
AUGUACAGCGGCCUACUCUCGUCACCAAUAAUAUCACUACCAGAUCCUCCAUUCAGCUGCCCUACUGGCAACUGCACGUGGGACCCAUUCGCCACCCUCGCUGUGGGGACCCAAUGCGUCAACUUCGACUCUUACAUCCAGAUGAAUUGCAGUCCCAACCAGCUUAACGACUCCCUGAUUACAGUAGAUAAUUGUGCAUUUUCCGCCGCCGAUCCCGACGAUAAAUACACUGAAAACUUCCUGGACGGGACAGGAAAUCACACUCUUAUGAAGAUCGAAUCGGGGAAUCCGGUCAUCUUCCGACAGCCAACGUUGACCCAGUUCGCCCCACUGGAUAUUGGGGAUAAAAACGGCGGCUUGGCCCUGGUUCAAUGGAUCAAAGCCACGGACAACGUCUACCGUCCGGCAGCCUCCAGCUUGUUAUCUUACAUCCAGCAAAACACCACAUUCGAAGCACGCAGGUGCCUAAUAUACGUCAACGUCCGCAUCAUCUCCGCGCGCGUGGACGGCGGCUCCUACUCGGAAACGGUUCUCGACGAGAUCGUAUACGCCGACAACGCAAGCGCCACGGUGUUUGAGGAGGGACCAGGCCUCCAGUUCCACCUCAACGGCAGCGCAGCAUCACACGGAGUCAAGGGGACGUUGACACUGCCUCAGCCCGGCAGAACCAUGAUAGCGUCCGAGAUGGUCAACGAGAUGUUCUUCGACAAGCUCGUCAACGCUACCCAAGGCGCAGGGACCCAAGGGCCUGAAAUAGCACGGAUGCUGUACACGGCCGAUAACACCACGCAAUCUCUAGAGCACAUGGCGCACUACCUGACGGUAGCCCUCCGCGCCAACGACACGGUUCUGCUGCAAGAGCAGACCGGAAAUAGCUCGGCCAUCGCGCCCAGCCAGGCCGUUGACGGCACCGUCUGGGUCCAGGAGAUCUUUGUCCGUGUGCACUGGGAGUUCCUCAGCCUGCCGGCGCUAGUUCUCGCGCUGACAAUGGUGUUUCUGAUCAUCACCAUUGUCAAAAGUCAUCCGGAGAGCGUCGGGCUCUGGAAAUCCAAUCCAUUGACUCUGCUUUUCCACAUCGAUAAUCGAAGUGCCCACGUGGAUAGUCCAAUGACUACGUCAGCCGAGUUGGAGAAGGUGGCAGCGAAGAUGCAGGUGGAUAUCGUAAUGAACGAGGAUUGUCAUCACGUGGCUCGAGUAGUUGACAGAGUAAAUGUUUGA